Brassica oleracea var. oleracea is the source of this 956-nucleotide messenger RNA. Its product is annotated as serine/threonine-protein phosphatase PP1 isozyme 7-like. The record is from RefSeq and is a predicted model, not a curated record. The transcript is spliced from 3 exons. Gene Ontology annotation, molecular function: protein serine/threonine phosphatase activity. The annotation marks the transcript as partial. NCBI's taxonomy places the organism in Eukaryota, Viridiplantae, Streptophyta, Magnoliopsida, Brassicales, Brassicaceae. Gene Ontology annotation, cellular component: cytoplasm; nucleus.
ACGAUUUGUCUCUUGCUCGCUUACAAGAUCAAGUUCCCUGAAAACUUCUUCCUUCUUAGAGGAAACCACGAGAGUGCUUCAAUCAAUCGUAUCUACGGCUUCUACGACGAGUGUAAACGCCGUUUCAGUGUCAAGAUUUGGAGAAUCUUCACCGAUUGCUUCAACUGUCUCCCCGUGGCUGCACUCAUCGACGACAGGAUUCUAUGUAUGCACGGUGGGCUCUCCCCGGAGCUGCGUAGCUUGAGACAGAUUAGGGACAUUCGCCGUCCAACUGAUAUUCCUGAUCGUGGUUUACUCUGUGAUCUCUUGUGGUCUGAUCCUGAUAAAGUGGUUAGAGGAUGGGGUCCUAACGAUCGUGGAGUUUCCUACACUUUUGGAUCGGAUACAGUAUCCGAGUUUCUCAAAAGACUCGAUCUUGACCUAAUCUGUAGGGCUCAUCAGGUUGUUGAAGAUGGGUUUGAGUUCUUUGCGAAUAAGCAGCUCGUGACGAUAUUCUCAGCGCCGAAUUACUGUGGAGAGUUCGACAAUGCAGGUGCGAUGAUGAGUGUAGACGAGGAUUUGAUUUGCUCUUUUCAGAUCUUAAAACCUAAUGAGAAGAAAUCAAAAUUCAGCUUCGGAAGUAGAGGUGGUGUUAAAACUGGCUUCCCUUAUCCUAAAGUCAAGUCGAUCUUGAGUUCGCAGAGUUCGAAGCAAUACAACUAGUUGAGACUUGAGUGGUUCUGAAAGCGUACAAGUUUCACAUACUGUUGUUGGUUCCAUAGCACUGAGCAUAAGAGCUACUUAGCAAUCAUGCUACCGUAACAACACCAUAUCAUGGCCAGAGAGCAAGAGGAUUUUUGAAUUGCGUACUUUUGGAAGCUUCUGUUACUUUUUGGGUUGUUUAUAACUUUGCGUGUUUGUUUCUCGAUGUAGUUUUGUUUGUAAUUGUAUUAAAUUUGAAUAAAACCUGUUUUCUU